AUGGUUCGGCAAUUUCAAAGGUCAAUUGUGGCCCAAAAGAAGUUUCAGUAUCGUGGUGAGAAGCCGAUGUCUUCUGAAGAGGAUUAUCACAAAGCCCAACCGCGAAAGGAUCAAGCUGGAAACGUGAUGUGGCCUGCCCCCAAGAGUCAAAUUGAGAAAGCGAAAGAUUUCAUUCGUGAAUGUGCCGCCGCCGGUAAACAGACGCUGAUCGUCCCUGAUAAAGAUGCUGAUGGUCUUGCUGCUGGAGCCAUCAUCAGAAAGACUCUCAUGUUGCUCGGCCUUGAUUCCAAGCUGAUAUCGUGCUACACGAUGAACAAAAACAGCUUACUACACUACAUGGAUUCUCGUACAAACAUGGAAGCCUAUAAGCCAUCUUACAUCAUUGUCCUCGACCAAGGCUCAGGGAAAUCAGAGCCUGUGAUCGACUCACCCCAUCGCGCGUUAGUCAUUGAUCACCAUCUGGCAGAGGACGACGAUCACCCUGAGGGCGCCAUAUUGGUGACAGCGAACAAAUGUCCGCCGAUAGCUACAAGUUCGCUGCUGACUUAUCUCAUCUGCCGCGACUUACACCAAGGGGUCGAGGAAGCAUGCGGGUGGCUAUGUGUCAUGGGAACACAUGGGGAUCUGGGUAAUGCGAUCAGAUGGCGCUCGCCAUUCCCGAACAUGCAAGCAACGUUUGAGACGCAUACCAAAAAGACGAUAGACAAUAGUGUAAAGCUUAUCAAUGCUCCUCGCCGAACCGCACAGUACGACGUCCCCAGAGCCUGGAAAAUAUUGAUCAAGGCCUCAUCACCCAUGGAGCUUGUUAAGAAUAGGUUCUUAAAGGAAGCAAGGGCCGAAGUGAUACUUGAAAUGAAGAAGGCCGGUCGCGUGGUGCCCAAGUUUUCUGCUGAUAAAAAGAUCGCAGUGAUCCGCAUCAACUCGAAAGCACAGAUUCAUGCUGUCAUUGCAGCACGCCAGGCUCGCCAAUUGUUUUCAAGAGAACUCGAAGUCGUGAUGGUAGCGAAUGAAGGCUACGCGAGAGGCGUUGUCAACUAUUCGUGUCGCGUUCCAACGUGCGCCAGGGGUAGAGAUCCUCCCGUCAACAUCCCAGAAAUUCUUAUUCGAGCAGCAGAGGGAGCGGACGACGAUACGCUGAUAGAGCGAUUGGGACCUAGGUUCGCUGGUGGUCACAAGAACGCAAGCGGCGGAAUGAUUCCCCAAGCCGAAUUCGAGGAAUUCUUGGAGGUCAUCGGAGUCUCAGGGGAUGGAAAGCCAUCGCCUUCGCCGAAGAAGUCACCAAAGGGUUGUGCGAAUCAGGAUCAAUUCAGCAUACGCAGCUAG
Fusarium subglutinans is the source of this 1323-nucleotide messenger RNA. Its product is annotated as dhh family. Lineage: Eukaryota; Fungi; Ascomycota; Sordariomycetes; Hypocreales; Nectriaceae. The record is from RefSeq and is a predicted model, not a curated record. Bases 1 to 1323 code for a protein of 440 amino acids. The transcript is spliced from 2 exons.